GUACAUCGUUUCUCCCUACACGGCCGAGGCGAAGAGAAGGGGAUUUGUGGAUGGGGCGUACCCCAAUCUUUUUCGCGACGUCGACCCAGUCAGACAGAAGGCGUUCGAUGAUUGGUUCAAAUCCCUUAAGUCCGAAGAUAGUUAUACCAUCGGCUGUAUGACCGUGCCCAAUGCUAAAAAGUGGUUUGAAGAUGUACUGACGACCUCAGCUUGGCUCGUUGAUGAUCAUAUCGACUUGGCUAUGGAAUUGUUACGCGAUCGGGCGCGGAGAUACCCGAGAUCUUAUGACAGUCCUACUCGAGUUAUCUUGAGCGCUGAGUUCGUUCGUGUCGUAGAUAUUGAGCAUCAGGAGCUCCUAAGCAAGGGGAAUGAUUAUGUUCUGUCUGAGUACAUGCUGGAGUGGGUGAUUGGACUACAGUUAAGGUGCGGAAAGCCGUGGACGGAUUGUACACAUAUGUACAUUCCAGUGAUCGCGAACUCACACUGUUUUUCGGUAGAGAUCGUAUUUGCUGAUUCCACCAUAUAUGUGUACGACUCUGAUCAUAGCUGUCUGACACAAAGUCAACUGAAGCAAAUACUGGAGCCAUUGGCUAUGAUCGUGCCCAUGAUGGCUAGUCAUGCGAUGAUUCGAGUAAAUGAUAGAUUAGCCAUUGUGCGGAACACGACGACGGCGAGACAAGAAAGAUCAUAA
Molecule: messenger RNA, 691 nt
Organism: Olea europaea var. sylvestris
Lineage: Eukaryota; Viridiplantae; Streptophyta; Magnoliopsida; Lamiales; Oleaceae
Exons: 3
Coding region: 158-691 (177 amino acids)
Biological process (GO): proteolysis
Molecular function (GO): cysteine-type peptidase activity
Source: RefSeq, a predicted model, not a curated record